Molecule: messenger RNA, 6272 nt
Organism: Aspergillus steynii IBT 23096
Lineage: Eukaryota; Fungi; Ascomycota; Eurotiomycetes; Eurotiales; Aspergillaceae
Product: HECT-type E3 ubiquitin transferase UFD4
Exons: 8
Coding region: 381-5897 (1838 amino acids)
Biological process (GO): proteasome-mediated ubiquitin-dependent protein catabolic process; protein polyubiquitination
Cellular component (GO): nuclear speck
Molecular function (GO): ubiquitin protein ligase activity
Source: RefSeq, a predicted model, not a curated record
UCCAUCAUCCUCAUCUUCUCCCUCCUCCCCCACCCACCCUCUUCUUUCCACCCAUCUUCCACCUUUCCAUCGAGAAUCGAACGACGAACACGACUCUUGCAUCUUAUCAUCAGCUGCUCUUUUGAUCGACAAAUCACUACUGCUUCGUGUGUUCUCGGCUCUAUUUCUAUCUCGUCCUUCCUUUUUCCGGACCACUUUUAUUCUUCCUCCUCCAUUCCUCGUUCGCUCGCCGGGACGACUCCCGUUUGCUUCUGCCAACUCAUCAACGAAUCCUGUUUCGCCUUCCCUCCCGGUUUCUCCUCGAGUAAACGGAUGGCGGGCUGAACGGUGUCGACUGAUGAGCGAACCCUCCCCAUUCGGCUCUUGUUAGCGAUCAACAUAUGGCCAGGCAAAGGCCCAGCUUUCACCGCCAGGACCCUCUUGAGGACUCUUCCGCUGGAAUUUCCGCCUCCGCCGCCAGAAUCACCCGCUCCGCCGCGAGACUAGCCGCCGACCCCCCUCCGCCCACCAGCUCCGCCUCCUCGCCUGCGAUCCCUGCCGCUGGCCCGGCUCCCUCUCGGAAGCGUAGAGCUCCUGUACGCAGCGAUCGGCCUGCGGACGCCCCGGGACAACCGAACGACUCGUCUCCAACCCGAAAGACCAAGAGACAGAGGCGUGCAGCUUCUCCCCCAGCGGCGGCAGGCUCCGCAGCUCCCCGUCGUGGUACUCGAAACCGCCCAACUAUGUCCCAACCCGGUCCGUCCUCGCGUCCCACGGAGGAGUCUUCAAGAAAUCAAACUUCGCCUCCGACAUCUCGACGAAAGUCUAGUCGAAAUGGAAAACCAUCGCAAGAGCGACUCUCGGCUACUCAAUCCUCUUCGCCCCAUCGACAGAAGAAGCACCAACCGAGAGCAAAUGCGGAUGUUGUCAUGAAAGAUGCGGAUGCGGAUGAGGACUUGGAAGGACAGGAUCGGAGUGAAGACCAUGAGUCGUCUCCUCCAAGCGAUAGCAAUGACGGGACCAACCAGUCGGGCGUCGACGACGAUGAUGGAGAUUUAUUCCACAAUAGCCUGUUUGGAUCACGCAGCCCCCUGGGGCUUCAAAGCACUCUCCGGGCCUUGAGUGGUAUGAUGUCGGGAAUGUCUUCUCGCCUGCGAGAGAUCUUGUCCAACUUGAGAACGAAGGAAGACCCGUCAAUCCAACUGAUUGCCCUACAAGAGCUAUCGGACCUUCUGCUCGUGUCAAACGAGGACAACCUCUCUGGCCAAUUCUCCCCAGACCCGUACGUAAAGGAGCUGGUCUCUCUGAUGCAGCCUAGUGAGUUUGGCGAGGAGAACCCCGAAAUCAUGCUUCUUGCCUGCCGCUGCCUGGCAAAUUUGAUGGAAGCUUUGCGGGGGUCGGUGGCCAACGUUGUUUACGGCGGUGCUGUUCCGAUCCUGUGCCAGAAGUUACUCGACAUUCAAUUUAUUGAUUUGGCCGAACAGGCUCUUAGCACUCUGGCGAAAAUUUCCGUCGAUUUCCCAGCAUCCAUAGUGCGAGAAGGUGGUCUGACAGCAUGCUUGACUUACCUUGACUUUUUCCCAACCAGCACACAACGUACCGCCGUGACCACUGCCGCGAACUGCUGCCGCAACCUGCCACACGAUUCUUUCCCUGUGGUCCGAGACGUGAUGCCUACACUCUUGAACGUCCUUUCUAGCAACGACCCGAAGGUAGUGGAGCAGGGCUGCUUGUGUGUAUCUCGGAUCGUGGAAAGUUUCAAGCACAAACCUGAGAAGCUUGAGGAACUGAUUGAACCGGAAAUGCUGAGGGCCGUGCUUCGUCUGCUUUUGCCGGGAACGACGAAUCUCAUUGGGCCCCACAUCCACACCCAAUUCCUUAGGGUUCUGGCAAUCACGUCUAAAGCAAGCCCCAGGCUCUCCGUGGAGCUGCUCAAGAUGGAUGUAGUUGACACGCUGUAUCAAAUCCUGACUGGCGUAUCGCCACCGGAAAACCUCGAGGACACGGCGGUCAAGAUGGACAGUGUUCUUGUUAUGCAGGCCUUGAUACAUCGCCCGAAAGAACAAGUUUUCGAAACCCUGAAUGUCAUUUGCGAGUUGUUGCCCGGUGUUCCCGGCCGACAGGUUUCGCAAGCAGAUGGGUGGCUAGGCUCCCCUCUCGAUGUGGACCCAACACUGGCGCUGAAAUCACCCAAAGCCAGAGAAUCCGCUGAGAAGCGGCGUUCGUUGUUGAUGGACUGCACGACCGAACUCAAGCGUUUCGCCAUGAUCCUGCUGCCCACCUUGACCGAUGCCUAUUCUAGUACCGUCAAUCUAGAGGUGCGGCAGAAGGUUCUGAUCGCUCAACUUAAGAUGCUGCAUAACUUGGAUGCUCCUUUGAUCGAAGAGGCUCUGCAGACGGUGCCAUAUGCCUCGUUCCUAGCAUCCAUUCUCUCUCAAAAGGAUCACCCUUCUCUCGUGUCCUCUGCUCUCCGAUGUGCGGAACUCCUCUUCCAGCGCCUAGAGCAUGUCUAUCAGCAUCAAUUCCAUCGUGAGGGGGUUAUUUCCGAGAUCUUCAAACUUGCCGAGGGUCCUCUGUCCACGGACAAGCAAGCAAAGUCUUCCCGAAAGUCACCUGCCACCGGAAACGCAGAUAUGCCCGGUGACUCUCGUGAGGAACCCAGCCAGGUUAAUCGGGAGGCCAGCUCAGACGAUGAGCAUGCUUCGGAUGAUGACGAAGGUCAUGACGAUGACUACGACGAGCAAGAUGACGAUGACAACGAUGACAUGUCAGAGUCUGAGAGCUCUUCCUUCUCGGGACAGGUGCUUUCCACGAGAAUCGACAAUGUGAUGAAGGACCUUGUCGUUCGUGACGCCCGAGCAUUUGUCGAACUGCACGAAGCUAGCCCAGGUAAAGAGAUGCGCGACAAGGCUCUGGAAACUUUGACUGAGUUGCAGACGCUUGCUGCGGAUAUUGAAGCUUGCUAUCUUGGCGGUGCCGAUGGAGAUGGCCUCGCGCUCUUCAAGAAACUGGCCACUUAUUUUGACGGGGACGCUCUUGAAAGUAUCACUAGCUCGGAGUUGCUGAACUCGGGCAUUAUUAGAAUUCUUUUGGAUGUAUUUGCGGAUUUCCAAGCUCCAUCAAUGCGCGAAGCUCGGGCUGCAUUUUUGCAGGCGUUUAUGGGUACCAGCAUUUCCGAGAAGGCGCAAAGCCAGAGUACGGCGACAACACCGUUCAGCGUGCUGAUCCACAAACUUCAAGACCUGCUCAGCCGGACUGAGCACUUUGAAGUGAUAACCGUCAGCCACAACUCGCUGGAGAAUACACGCAGCAAUGCCACCUAUAUGCUGGGCAAACAGCUUAGACUGAAAUUGGUGGCCGACGAGGAUUCCGAUAUUCCUCGUUCUUAUCGAAAUAUCAUGGUCUCCAUCCACGCCAUCGCAACAUUCAAGGCCUUGGAUGACUUCCUCCACCCGCGAAUCAGCCUGUCAGAUCGACCAAAACCAUCUCGCAGCCGCGACACGAUUCUUUCCCAAAUUGCCAACGCGGCGCGUCUUCGGGAGCAGCUCACCGGCGGUGGCGAGGCUCCGGGAAGUGACACGCCCCCUUUCCCUCGUUCCUUUGCCGGAACAAAUCAACCAUCGCGUCCCGCGGAGUCACGUCCUGCUGCCAAGGAACCAUCCACUGAGGGUCGUGGGUCGCGGUCGAGGCGCUCUGCUCGACACCAGCAAGCAUCGGAAGGGGAUGAACACGAUGGCGAGCCUCUGGAAUGUGCGGAUGAGCGCCAGCUGAGUGAUGCAGAGGACGAGGAAGAGGAUGGUGGGGACGAUGAGGAGCUGAACGCGAUUGUUGAUGAUCUUGACGACGAUCUCUCUGAUGACAAUGCACCCGACCCCACCGCCGUCAACAUGGAAGUUGCCUCCUCAGGCAAGGUUACGGCCCGGAAAGAAGAUGGCACUCGCGUGGCGACUCCCUCUCAGUCCACGCCCGCUUCCAAAUCCUCUUCCUCUGCGACUCCCGCUCCGGCUUCGAACCCCGCCGGGAACAGCUCUCUCGCUCUGGCCGGUCGGCCAUUCUCCUCCUACGCUGCUGCCAUGGCCUCCAUCCCCUCUGAUUGGCAUAUCGAGUUCAGUGUGGACGACCAGCCCGUCUCAAGCGAGACGACGAUCUACCGUGCGGUGCAUCACAACCGCCAACUUUCGGACCCUCUAGCAAGGAAUGUGUGGUCCGCCGUCCACACCGUCAAGUUCAGACGGGUUCCAGGCCCGCCUCCUCCCGAGCCGACCUCUCUUGUAUCUGGAUCGUCAAAGCCCGACGCGGAAUUGGGCGUCACCGAAAUGCCGUCUUCUCUGAGCCAGGAUUUCACCACUGCGUCGAUCCUGCGGUUGCUCCGCGUUCUGCACGAAAUGAAUGCCACUCUUGACGAUAUUCUGGCCGAGACCAAGGAACUGGUCGCACUCAAACCCGAGUCGCUCGCCCAGUUCAUCAACACCAAACUCACCGCCAAGCUCAACCGGCAAAUGGAAGAACCACUGAUCGUGGCUAGUAGCUGUCUUCCAAGCUGGAGCGAAGAUCUCGCCCGACUGUUCCCCUUCUUGUUUCCAUUUGAAACCCGCCACUUGUUCCUUCAGUCGACGGCAUUUGGCUACUCACGGGCAAUGAUGAGGUGGCAUAACUCUCAGAACGGUGACGACGGCCGGAAUGACCACCGUCGUGACGAUCGGCCUUUCUUAGGCCGCCUGCAGCGCCAGAAGGUACGCAUUUCGAGAAGUCGUAUCCUCGAGUCCGCUAUGAAGGUCAUGGAGCUGUACGGCUCCUCGCCUAGCAUUCUGGAGGUUGAAUACUUCGAAGAAGUGGGCACCGGGUUAGGCCCCACCCUUGAAUUCUACUCGACCGUCUCGAAGGAGUUCUCCAAGAAGAAACUCAAGAUCUGGCGGGAGAACGAUUGUAACAACGCUGAAGAGUACGCCUUCGGCAGGCGAGGGCUGUUCCCGUCUCCGAUGAGCGAUGAGCAAGCGGCUUCUGAGUCGGGCAAGAAGCAAUUGCAGCUGUUCAAGGUGCUUGGAAAAUUUGUUGCUCGGUCGAUGCUUGACUCGCGAAUCAUCGAUAUCUCUUUCAAUCCAGCCUUCUUCCGCAUCGCCGAUCUCUCAUCCUCAGUCGCCCCGUCGUUGGGCACGGUCAAGGCGGUUGAUCAUGACCUGGCAAACUCGCUGCUUCUUUUGAAGAGCUUUGCCAAUGCGAAGAAGGCGGUCAUCGACAAGAAGUUACCCGACGUGCAGAAGACGCAAGCUUUGCACCAGAUUGAGGUAGAUGGUGUUAAAGUCGAGGAUCUAGGCCUUGAUUUUACAUUACCCGGCUAUCCGGCCAUUGAUCUCAUCACCGACGGAUCUAACAUCCCGGUGACAAUCGAGAAUGUGGAUCUGUAUGUCGACCGAGUAGUAGACAUGACUCUCGGCAGCGGUGUGCAACGUCAAGUCGACGCAUUCCGAACUGGAUUCUCGCAGGUCUUCCCGUAUGCGGCCCUGCGAACUUUCACGCCGAGCGAGCUAGUCAUGCUGUUUGGACGAGCUGAAGAAGACUGGACGAUCGAGACUCUUAUGGAUUCCAUCAAGGCGGACCAUGGAUUUAACAUGGACAGCCGAAGCGUUCGGAAUUUGUUGCAAACUAUGAGCGAACUGAGCGCGCAGCAACGACGGGACUUCCUUCAGUUCGUCACUGGUAGUCCAAAGCUUCCCAUUGGAGGCUUCAAAAGUCUGACUCCUAUCUUCACUGUUGUGUGUCGCCCCAGUGAACCGCCAUACACGCCGGAUGAUUAUCUUCCUAGCGUCAUGACCUGUGUAAAUUACCUCAAAUUGCCCGACUAUAGCAGCCUGGACGUUCUCCGAAACCGAUUGACCGUUGCCAUCAAGGAAGGCCAGGGGGCCUUCCACCUGUCUUGAUCCAUCGGCUCCCCGAUAGACUUUUUAGCAGACAAUAUCGGCGGUGCCUUUUCUUGGUUGGCUGGCGUGGAAGACACGCAGAAGAGAAAGAUGAAGGUCUACCAGAAUUAACACAAAAGCACAUAUCGCGGUGCACUGGUACCAAAAAAAAAAAAUGUUAGCAACAUACCCUUUUUAUAGCAUGGCAAUGGGAGAAAUUUUAAUGGCAGCAUGAGUGAAUCUGUGAUUUCUUAUCGGCCGGCCUUCUGCGUUCGGGUUCCUUUGAUUUUGUUUUGAUCACUUCGUCCUGUUCGAGUUCUCGGGUUGGGAAGGAGUUUCUGGGGGUCUCUUAUUAGUGUCUACUACUAGAUAGAAAAUGGACUUGUGUGAUCUGAG